Molecule: messenger RNA, 6965 nt
Organism: Poeciliopsis prolifica (blackstripe livebearer)
Lineage: Eukaryota; Metazoa; Chordata; Actinopteri; Cyprinodontiformes; Poeciliidae
Gene: traf2b
Product: Tnf receptor-associated factor 2b
Exons: 10
Coding region: 3873-5426 (517 amino acids)
Biological process (GO): positive regulation of JNK cascade; protein K63-linked ubiquitination; regulation of apoptotic process
Cellular component (GO): cytoplasmic side of plasma membrane; plasma membrane signaling receptor complex
Molecular function (GO): ubiquitin-protein transferase activity; tumor necrosis factor receptor binding; ubiquitin protein ligase binding
Source: RefSeq, a predicted model, not a curated record
AUCCUGUUCAGUUUCCUUUGCGCUGAGAUCGUUACUGACGUGGAGAAAUAUUGAGCAAUAUCGUGGUAGCAGUGAGACCAGCACGGUGUUUGUUAGACUAUUGAACAGAUGGUGCAUUUCUGGGCAGCUGUUACUGCUGGUUACAAGGUUGUGUUUGGCAAGGAAGCUGGACUUAACUUUGUGUAUAGAUUUGGAGACGUUUUUUUUUUUACCUUUGUUUAAAGAUUUGUAAUUUUGUUUGCAGAGUUACUACUCGUUGCUUUUUUGCUUAAUGAUUUGUGCAGCAAUUUUCAGCCAGCUGAGGUUGUUCAUUUGUGUGUUUUUAGAAAUGAACAUUGUCUUGACUUGACUAAAUUUGGUAAGAAUAGUCAAGUCAAGGCAAUGUUCAUUUCUAAAUUUGCUGAGGAAUCUAAAAGGCAUGCAACAGUCAACCCUGCCCUUAUGACUGCAUAUCAAAGGUCAUUUUUAUGACCUUUGGUAUGACUCUUUGUUAGUGACUGUCUGAAAUCGAACAUAAAAUUUUUCUGUCUCCAACUUUAAGAAGGAGACUAUAGUUAGUGAUCCAAACUUAACAUCAGGGAAUCUAAAAUUGCUACCUUCAAAGGUUAUGUUGAUGCACAAAGUAACCGCAGCACUAUCUGCCAAACACAUCACACCUAGUUACUGUGUCUAUCUGAAAAGUUUUACAUGAGUCAAGAAGGUUUUCUCUUUUCUUUCUUUGCUGUAUUUGUUUUUAAAGUUGCGCUAGUUUGGUUGAACUUGUUGAAACUCCAGUGUUGUGUCAGAGUUUCAUGAUGAAGAAAUACCAGUCAGAAAAACUUCACAGAAUUUCACCAGUUUAGACUUCUAGUUAAGCUUCAGGCCAUAGAUGGGUUUCUGCAGAGAGGUGAUAAGAAUUAACCCAGUCAUUUAAAUUAUAGCUUGGAUGUGGAGAAAAUCUCCUGACUGAACAUUAUACUGUCUAAUUAUUGUUACUUAAAGUAUGUCUUGCCACUGAUAAUUUCUAGCAUUUUUAUAAAUUGUUUUUAUUUAUAUAAUUUGAAAAUGCUUUCAGCCUCCUUGAUUUCAUCCUGGGAGAAGUGUUGUUAGAUAUGGCGCAAUGAUUGUAUGAAAUACAAUUUAUUUAUUUACUAUAUAAGCUAAGUUUUAAUGCAUUUCAGCUGAAACUGGAGUUCUAAAAUGGUUUUCUGGUUUGCUGGCGUGGUGUUUUUGCAUGUGCAGUUUCUUUUUCUUAAAUUGGUAUUUAUUUCAUUUCCUUCCAUAUUUCCCCACACAGACGUUUUUUCAGAGGAUGUCCUCUGUGAGAAAAUUGCUGAUUUAAUGACUAGUUUCACAGAAAACAGGAUUUGGUUAUGUUAAAUUAUAGCCUCUGUCAGCAACAUGCAUAGUGGUGUAAACCUGGAAAGAACAAAUGGUAGUUUUUCCAUUUAUCAAAUAUGGAGGGAGAGUCCUAAUAAUUUUAUCUGAUUUCCUCCAGCUUUCAGUUUUCCCCUGUUUUUCUGCUGUAGAAACAAAAACACAGACAUGCAGCGGCUGUGAAGUAUAGACAACAUCAGUUAUGGAAAUCAAAAACAUGCCCACUCCUUUACCUCAAUGGAAUAUUCCAAAAGUAGUCACGUUUACAGCGCAAACAGAAAAAAUGUGGUGGAAAAUGAAUAAUAGCUUUGUUUUUAUCACCGACAUUAGCUUCAACACCGAAUUGUAAUCACUUUACCAUUACAAUGGUAUUGUGUCAUUACAAUACCAUUGUAAUCACUUUAGAUUUCAGGUAAAUUAAAAAAAAGUUGUCACGUUCUCAUUGUUGGUAAUCAGAUGGAAAGAAAUGACUAAGUUUCCAAGCAUUUCCAGACAGGAAACCCCAACAGGGGAGGAAUGGGGAAAUUUGUGAUUUAGUUUCUUGUAAUUAGCGGGUUGCCUGACAAUCAUUGUGAGGUCAUUUCCUCUCUGGGACUUGAAACUUCUUUUUUUACACAAUUGUUUAGUUUUGGCUUCCCAUGUGUUAUCUAUAACAAAUAACCAGAUGAAUUUAGUCAUUAUUUUAGUUGGUUGAGUCUAACAAAAUCCAUUAAAGAAUGCAUUUAAUGGAUCCAUUAAAGAAUCCAUUAAGACAACAACAACUUUCCUCAACUUGUCGUUGAGGAAAGACAACUUACAAUCCAUAUCAAGCAGGGUUAAAGAUUUUCUAGCUGUUCAUCCAGUGGAAAUUUAUAAUUAUUAAACUUUACAUUACAAACCUCAGAAUUAAAUCGCUUUCCUCUAGUUUUUGGUGCGACUGCAAACAGCAACGUCUUCUAACGUAAUAAAUAUAUUCUAAAAUUACUAGGCCUUUUAUAAAAAAUGUGCUCAAUGUAAUAUUGAGAAAAUGUGCUUCUUUAUAAAUAAAACCUGCACCGUCGUCCUAUCACGUAAAUGUUAGUGGCUCUUACUUAAUCCACCAGAUGGCAGUAAAGAGAAAACCAGACCAUUUGCAGCAUUAAACGUACACCGUUUAAUGGGUUCAUGUGCUAUAAAAUACCAAUGAAAAUGUGAGCAUGGGCAAAAGACGUGUACCGAAUAAUGAAGUUAAAUAUAUGACGAGUGAUAUUUUUGUGACGAACCAGAUAAGAAGCUUUGUAGGAUUAAUUUGUGUUGCAAUUCUGGUGUUGGAUUUCCCAAAAAACUAACACCCAAAUACAUCAAGUAUUUUGCAGCCUUCAUGUAGAUUACUUGUACUGCCAAGUUGGUGGCAGUGCAGGCGAGGUUAUGAGUUAGGGUUUGCGUAAUUAUUGUAAGAAUCAACCACUUUUGAAGUUCGCACAACUUUAUGGGAAUUAUUUGUAUGCCAUGCCAAGAAUUUUGUUACAUAACGUUUAGGACUUUUUGCAAAGAUCUCUAGUUACAUCAGGAUUCCCGUUGAGUUUUGGAAAAACCAGGUCAACAAGUUUUAUUCAACAGUUGAAAAAUUGCUUACAUGCACAGUCUUGUCUUUUUCAGCUGCAUAGAAAACAGAUUUUUUGUUCAUUUCUUUCAUUGAAAAAGUUAGUUUGUAAAAAACCAAGACAUGGAAUAUGAUACGUAAAUAGGAAUAAGAGGAACAGCUUGCAGUUGUGUUUUUCUUUCUGUUCUUAAACCUGCACAGCUUACUGUGAUGCAGUAGACGUUUUUGAAUAUAAUUUGAAAAAUCUUAACCUGGCCACAGGUGAUUGCAGUGAAACAGAGACACAUGUUUGAUGGUUUUUGCAUGGUGGCUUGGUAGUAAAAUGCAGUAAUCUGGAAUCGGUAGUAAAAGGCAGAACAGAACCAUCUAUUCCGCCUUGACAGACCCAAUAACACAAUUAGGAAAAAACACAAGAUCAGAAAGUCCAACUGUCCCAGAACCAAGACAUUCACUUUAAAACCAGAAGAGUUUCUGACAACUUUAGUAGUUUUUCAUUUUCAAGUUGGACGACACAUAAAAAUUUUGACUACCAUUUUGUAUUUGCAUCAACCAAGUCUCACGCAAACAAAAUAUUUCACUGGAAUUUUAUGUGCAUAAAAGUAGAUGCUCACUGGUUUUCAAAUUUCAUACAAAAUGAAAUUGAAAAAGAAUGGUGAGGAUUUGAAGUUCCUUCAGUUAACUCAGAAACUCAGUGAAACUUGGUGGUGGUAGUGUCAUGAUGUAGGGAAAAUUUUCUUUAGCACAAACAGGGAAGCUAAUCAGUUGAUGGUGGCUAGCCUGACUUUUGUGUUGGUCUGUAAAAUCCCAAUGAAAUCCAUGGCAGGUUGUGGUUGUAAGUUGAGAAAUGUGGAAACAUUUUAAUAUAUUUGCAAGUCAAAGCACACAUUGGGAGUGUUGACCUUUGUUUUCUGCUGCUUUCCUUCCACAGUUUGGUGCAUCAUCAGUUUCAUGGAGAAUGAUGGCUCGCAUCUCUUUGGACUCUCAAAACUCUUUACCAGGAAUUCCUUUGAGUGUGCUGUCUGUGCCCAUGGAGAAUAAGUACAAAUGUCAGCAGUGUCUCCAGGUCCUGAGGAAACCUGUCCAGGCUCAGUGUGGCCACCGCUUCUGUGUGCACUGCUUCAAGCUGCUCACCAGCGCCGGUCCAAAGCCUUGUGAAGCCUGCCGCCAAGAGGAGAUCUAUGAAGAGCCCAUGUCCAUCCUGAACGGUAAUGAGGCGUUUCCAGACAACGCAGCCGGUCGAGAAAUAGCGAGUCUGCCUGCCAGGUGUUUGAACCAGAGCUGCAGCUGGACUGGAUCUAUAAAAGAGUACGAGGCUCAGCAUGAAGGCCGCUGUGAAUACGAACGGGUGCAGUGCGAGGCCUGCCAGGCCUCCAUCCUCCUCAAGGACAAGGACAGACACAACGAGAGAGAAUGUGAGGCGAGAACUCUCAACUGCAAAUAUUGCAAAGUCACCUUCAACUUUAAAGACAUUAAGGCCCACGACGAGAUCUGUCUGAAGUUUCCCUUACAAUGUAAAGAUUGCGGCAAGAAGAAGAUCCCCAGAGAAAAGUUCAGUGACCACAUCAAAUCCUGUGUCAAGUCGAAGAGCGCCUGUCCAUUCAGCGAAGUGGGCUGUAAAACUGUGAUAGAGAACGGGAAGCUGAGCGACCAUGAGCACAGCAGCACCAUGGAGCACCUGCGUCUGCUGCUGCCGAUGGUCCUGACGAUGACCCAUCCGCGAAGGGAGGCCCUCGGAUCCGGGGAGCUGCAGGAGGACUCGGGUCUGGGUCUGUACAGAGCUCCUGAGGAGGGAGACGGAGGUGCAGCCGCCGCACAGCCUGUAGACCUGGAAAAAAAAGUAAUUGCUUUAGAAAACAUUGUGUGUGUCCUGAACCGGGAAGUGGAGCGCAGUUCCCUCACCCUGGAGGCUUUCGCCCACCAGCAUCGACUAGACCAGGAGAAAAUUGAAAACUUGUCGAACAGGGUGCGGCAGCUCGAGCGAACGGUGACCAUGAGAGACCUGCAGCUGUCGGAGACCGAGCAGCUGGUGCGCGAGCUUCAGAACUGCACCUACGACGGGAUAUUCGUCUGGAAAAUCACCGACUUCUCCCGGCGCAGACAGGAGGCCGUGGCCGGCCGAACGCCUGCCAUGUUCUCACCUGCAUUUUACUCCAGCAAAUACGGCUACAAAAUGUGUCUCAGGCUUUAUUUGAACGGCGACGGGACCGGACGGGGGACGCACCUCUCCCUGUUCUUUGUGGUCAUGAAGGGAAAGUGCGACGCUCUGCUGAAGUGGCCCUUCAGUCAAAAGGUGACUCUGAUGCUCCUGGAUCAGAACAACAGGGAGCACAUCAUCGACGCCUUCCGACCCGACAUCUCCUCCACCUCCUUCCAGCGGCCGAUCAGCGAGAUGAACAUCGCCAGCGGCUGCCCGCUCUUCUGCCCGCUGGCUAAGCUGGCCGGCAAGAGCCCAUAUUUGAGAGAUGAUACGAUAUUUAUCAAAGCAAUCGUAGACCUCACAGGCUUGUGAUGUGCACUGUGGAAGAUGCACUGAAAUCAAACAUGGAAAUAGUUCUAAGAAAAUAAUAUUAGCCUCUCUUGCUCCAUAUAUAUACAUAUAUAUAUAUAUAUAUAAAUACAAAUAUACAUGCUAAUAUAUGAAUAAUAAUAAAAUAAUAAACUAUAGAAACAAAUAAAUAUUAUAUUAUAAUAAAAGUCAGAAAACAUGUAACUGACUAGCAUAUCAUAAAAUAUCUUUAAUAUGUUUUAGCAAAUUAUAGUCAUCAUAGCGCCUUUAUUGCAAAUUAAUGCAUAGCUUUCAAACGAUUAGUGAGAAAAGUUGGAACUUUUCUCUAGAAUAAAAAUAGUAAGACAAAUCAAAAUUGUCCAAAUGAUAAAACUUAACAUCACUUCUAACCUGCUUAAUAGUAAGAAAACAUAACGGGGGGCUUCGCAGCUUCACAUUAAAAUGUACAAUAUGUGGUGCAAGUUGUUGCUGGAUGUUUGUGAUGGUGCAGUCAGUAAGCGUGAGCGGGUUUCUAAACCCUGUCGGAAAAAAUACGUAUAAAUGAAUGGUGGCUUGAAAUCUUUUGAUUUAUUGUAAUUAUUUGUGUAUUGUUUAACUGUUUUUUUUUUUGCUUAGUUUUAAUUCAAUAACAAAACAAAAAAAGUAAACAGCCUCGAAGCCAAAACAGUAAAAUAUAUUUCGAUAAGGAGAAACAUAUUUUGUUAUUACAAUGUAAUACAACAAUUAAGAACAUGUAACAUUAUACAAAAAAUGUAAAAUAUCUAUUUAAAGAAACCAUAACAUGAAUUAUUUUGUAGUUGGAGCUUUAUUGAGGAAUUAUACUCUGACUUUCUUUAAAGGGGUAUUUUAAUGAAAAAUACUAUCAGAAUACCUCAGGAUGGAAGUCGAGUUGUGCAAUUUCAUUUGUCAAAAUGGAUUUUGUUUGUUUUAAGUAAACAAAAUUGCCUUUUAGGCUGUAAUGUUUGUUGAACCACUGCAGGAUAUUUACCAGCAGCUGUUAAACUGCGACUUCUAGUUGGUCAAUUUGUUUUUACAUUGUUCAUUGAACUCAAUCUAUGGAAAUGUAAUGUACGCCAGUCAACCUAUGGUGAUUUAUACACUUUAAACAUGUAGGUAAUAUUUAUUUAUUUUGGUUUCAGUAAAUCUUUAACUCCUAAAAUUGCCUUGUGGCAAAUAUUUCAAAAAAUGUGAAAUAAACAUUUAUUAAAAGCAAUAUUACUACUUUGUAAAAAAUACCUAAUCAGCAAGGCAACAUAACCUAGUCAAUAUAAUCAAUUAGUCAAAUACUGUAUCCAGGUUACUUGCUGUAAUCGAUAUGUUAACUAGUUUCUCACUUCAGUUUUACACUUGUGGAGAGAGCUUUAUUGAUUAUUACUGUUUUAAAUAUCUAACACCACUAAACACUCAAAGCUAUUUAAUAUAGCAGUAUAUAAUAAUUAGAAAAUUAUCUAAAUACAUUGAGCCAUUUUAGUUUCUAUAACUUUCUGUAUUGAUGGCAGAGAUUUAUUUAAUAAUACUGCUUCAAUAAAAGACUUUAAACCA